Sabethes cyaneus is the source of this 1135-nucleotide messenger RNA. RefSeq lists its product as uncharacterized. Lineage: Eukaryota; Metazoa; Arthropoda; Insecta; Diptera; Culicidae. The coding region runs from base 198 to 1034 and encodes 278 amino acids. The record is from RefSeq and is a predicted model, not a curated record. The transcript has 4 exons.
AGUUCGACCUGGAUGUGCGGAUGGGUUGAACUUGAAAGAAUAAAAAAACAUUUUCACGACAGAUUCGACUAAACUCCGGUGAAUGCAGGUUGUACCUGAAUAAAUCUAAAACUACAGACGGUCGUUCAAGUUCGGCGGUAAAUUCUUUUUAACUUGGCCAAGCUAUGGUAAUUGAUUAUACCUAACAUAGUUUUAUUAUGACGGAUUCCCAACGGCAACCGACUUUCACAUUAAAAAUAGAAGCAACCGACGGAUCGAAUGUAAAUUUGGGCGAGCUAGACGUUUUGCCGGAAAAAGAAAUCGGAAUGACUGAAGAAAAUGGACAAAACGUAGAGGAAAUGGCCGGUGUAUACGUCGUGGAGGAAGAGUACAAUGAAAGUCAAGUCGCGCAUGACAGACUAGCAAACGAAGCUUCGUCUCAAUCGCGAAAAACAAUAUUCACUUGGAAUGAAGAACAGACGCGCUUGAUGCUUACGCUAUAUCGCGAUAAAGUUAGGCACAUUGGGACAUUGAACAAAUACAAAAGCAAAAAGCAAAUGUUUGAAAGCAUUAGUGAUGACAUAAAGAAUCAACUCGGAGUGUCAUUUACUGCAAUGCAAAUCGAGAAUCGUUUUAAAAACAUCGCGAGAAAACACCGAGAUCUGUUGAAGAACAGGAGAGCCAGCGACAAUCCACUGUAUAACGAGGAGAUGCUACAAAUAGCAGCGGUUGACGUUUCCAUUGAGCCGGAUAUAGUUCUGACUCCUAAGCUGUUGAAAAGGACGAGCAGAGUCGGAAUGACAAGAAGCGUACCUAAGAGACCAAAAUAUUUUGAUGAACCAGGACCAUCAGCAGACAACUCCGAUGAAGCUGUCGCAACUCCAACGAGAGGACGUGACGACGAUGUGACUGCUCAUCUACUUGCAGCGUAUAGGAGAGAAACCGACCGCAAAGUAAGGAGGGACAAGGAAAAAGCGCUUCAGCAUCGAGAAAAAAUGGAGAAGUUAGAUCAGUUAAUCAAUGUUUUAAUAGAAAUUUCCGACAAAAUUGGUUGAUAACAGUCACUAAAUAAGUUUAUUUAAAAAAAAAUCUGACCCGAAAAAUUUUAAAUUGAUAGAAUAACAUCAGUUUUCUGGAAGUCUCCUAAUCAAUAAAC